Messenger RNA from Henningerozyma blattae CBS 6284, 1062 nucleotides. Its product is annotated as opsin family protein. Gene Ontology annotation, cellular component: endoplasmic reticulum; plasma membrane. The transcript has a single exon. The coding region runs from base 1 to 1062 and encodes 353 amino acids. Lineage: Eukaryota; Fungi; Ascomycota; Saccharomycetes; Saccharomycetales; Saccharomycetaceae. The record is from RefSeq and is a predicted model, not a curated record.
AUGUCGUCACUAGAAAAUGGUUAUGUAAAUCUGUUUAAGAGAGGUAAUAGAGCAGUUCAUGUAAAUCCUCCAACUGGUACCGAUAUUCACUUGACUGAAAGUGGUUCAGAUUGGUUGUGGACUGUCUUCUCAGUUUUUGGGUUCUUAGGUGGUAUUUAUGCUAUUAUGUUUUUUUAUGUCGAAAACAAAAAAGAAUAUAAUAAGCUACAAAGAUAUACCAUUGCAGGUCCAUUUAUUAUUUGUAUUUUUGAAUCAUUUGCAUACUAUACUUAUGCAUCCAAUUUAGGUUGGGGUGGUAUUCAAGCUGAAUUUAGAGGUGAAGAUGUUAGUCACAGUAUUACAAAUAAAUAUCCAAACGUUAGACAGGUCUUUUAUUGUAAAUUUAUUGGAUGGGUAUUAAGUUGGCCUGUUCUUUACUUUUUAAAUGAAAUGGCUUCUCUAUGUGUCCAUGCAGGUGAAAAUAUUGAUUUCUUCUUUUGGGAUAUUGCACAUUCUCUAUUAGUUCAAAUUCUAGGUACCACCUAUUGGAUUGUUUGUUUGCUAGUUGGUAUUUUAAUUCAUUCGACUUAUAAAUGGGGUUAUUGGGUUAUGGGUGUCUUUGUUUUGCUAACAAUUGAAGGUAUUAAACUAAAGAGACAAAUUGUUGACUUGAAGAUUAGAGGUUUCCAAUUAUGCGUCUUCCUUACCCACACUAUCAUUGUAUUACUAUACACUGUUUGUUGGGGUCUAUCUGAAGGUGGUAAUGCCAUCACUCCAGAUGCAGAAGCUGUCUUUUACGGUAUUUUAGAUUUAUGUCUAUUCGCCAUUUACCCAGGUUAUUUAUCCUGGAUUAUUAACAGAUAUGAUUGUUUACCAGGUAUUAAUACCUCUUUACCAAGACCACAGCAAACAAGCUCAGAAGAAAAACGUUAUGCUGGUAAAGAAUUGCCAAUGUCACCAAGAAAUUCAGGUGAAACUGCCAUUGGUGAUAAUGAAACUGAAAUUGAAAACAGUGAAGAUGAGGAAGAACCAGGGGAAUCUAGUUCUGCUGCUGCAGGUGACGCUCCUUCUGUAACAGUUUAA